AGGGUGCGGAUUUGUUGCCACCGAGUUUGUAUUUUGUCCUAGUUGGUUACAACCGUGAGAAGCGCGCAUGUUUUGACUUUUUGUGGAUACGAGCCUUGUAAAGUCAAUUGGAGGACGAUAUCUAUGUACCUAGGGCUAUUUAAUGUUUCCAGCACGUUCGCUUUUGCGAGUUUGCACUACUUCCAGGAGCCUAAGAGUAUGAGUUUGGAGGAGGUAAAGGCAAAUGGACCAAACUUGGAGGAUUUUACGGAGGAUGCUUUUGUUGCAGCGUCUUCUUUGGCGGACUUGGCCCUAAGUGGAGGAAGUAAGGAGGAGGUUCGAGAGGUAAGCGUGGAACAACCAAGCGAACCUGAAAUAAGUAAGCAGAUGGGAAAAGACGUGCAGCGGCUUCCAAGCUUUCGCGUUGAAGGAAUAGCCGGGACGCAGUUUACUUCGACAGCUUGCGAAGUAUGUAGCAAAGAAACAGACACCCUCAUAAACACGUAUGAUGACGUCGGUGACAUAAAUGAACCCGAAGGUGUGACUUCUGAAGAGUCAAAGUCAACGGGAACGGCUGUGGCUGAGGGUGGUGAAGAUAGUAGCUGUUUAAAGGUUACAGCUUUGAAUGAUUCUCGUUUGAGCUCCCAUUGUUUGACUUUUGAAGACUCUGAAAGCGGUUCAGAUGAUUCCUUUCGCAGAGAGGUGGGACUGAAGGAAAAGAGCGCGAGCGUUGAGGAUUCAAAGUCCACUCCAGCCGUUGACGAAGAAGAAGAAGAGCUCAACUCAGAAGAUAGCGAGGAAAAAACUCGUUGUCCUUGUGGUAGAAUAGAAAAUUUUGGAACUAUGAUUCAGUGUGAUGAGUGCAGGGUGUGGCAGCAUGCCAAAUGUGUUGGUUUCCGCAAACUUUCAGAAAUACCUGAACAGUACUUUUGUGAAGAAUGUCGCCCUGAUCUAGUCCGUGAAAAUUCUAUCAUUUAUCGGAAGAAGUAUAUGGACAUGAAAAGAUCUAGAAAGGUGCAUACAAGUCGGUCUGAGCUGGAGCGUCUAGAAAGUAUGAUUGAAGACUCUGAAGUUAUCAAGUCUUCAGAACUCAAGUGUUUGUUUUGUAAAGACUUAAAAAAGAAAUAUCAAACUUCCUCUAAAGUGUGGGAUGAUGGGUUGCUGUUUAGAAAGUACUGCAAGUACAUGAAGGACAAUAAUGAGGUGGAAAAAGAAUGUAUUAUUGCCGGUCUAGAAGUAAUUUGUGGACUUGCCAGGUGUGAGGUGGAAGAGAGAUUGGCUGCGUGUGAGAAGGAUCUUUCUGAGAAGGAUGCCAGCGAUGCAGGUCGUGUGAAAGAGGAGAAUGAGGAGAGUCGACUGAUGGAACCAAAGGCAAAGCCCAUUCCAGCUCAGGAAAGAGUGAAGAAGCGCAAACGGACAAGUAUUCUCAAUGACAAUUUGGAAAUUGGAGAUAAGAUGGCUUCAUCGCGCGAGGAAAGAAAGAUGCAACAGAUUUUACUGCAGUUUAAGAGACUUGAAGAACGAGAAGAAAAGAGAAAACACAAGUCUAGUGGACAUGUUAGUGGAACGUCUUUGAGUUGUGGAAACAGUGACGAUAAUCUCUCGGCAAGGUUUAAGAAGACUUCGAAUCGAACCGCUUCUGUGGAUAGUGAUGAAAAAUAUUCAUCAAUGAUGGAAGCAGACGAGGAUGAAAGUGAACGUCUACGAGCAGCAUCGAUUCGAGACUGUCUUUCGACAAGUUCAAGAGAAAUGGAUGACUUCAAGGUAGAGGAGAGGAUUUGGGAGGAAGGAAAUCCUAACAUGCCAUUCCUUAACUUACCCGGUCCUUCCAUCGUUGGCUCGACGAUGUUUUCUGUCGAUUCUUCACAAAGCUUCGUGACAAGUUCAUGGACAGGCAGUCGCUCUGAUUCCGUAACUCGCUUCCAAGGUUUUUGGAAGAAAGAGAAGCUUCUAAAAUUGUUUCGUGAAAGCUUGUCUACUGAACAACAAGACAAUAAGCUAUAUUCACUUAUGGCAAACAGGUCUCAAAAGUCGAUGUCACCUCCUGUUAAGAAAAAAGUAUUAAUGGAUGUUGGAAGUUUCUCAUUAUCGCCAGCGUCUUCCUAUGGUGUCAAAACAAGUUUGGAUGAUAAAGUUGAAUAUGGCGCAGCAGCAACAUCAUCUUCUUUACUGAAUAUUACUCUCGCAGAUGAUUCUAACUCAGAUAUGAACUCUUUGAAUAUUCUCUCACGAAGCAGAACUUCAGAUUCGUUACAUAAGGAUAGUGUGGUUGAUUCUAUUGAAAAUAUAUCAAUCGGAAAUAGUAAGGAUGAACCUGAUGGUAGAUUUUUGAAGAAAAGAGAACCUACAAUGAACGUUGACGCUCGAGGGUUCAAUUUUUCUAAUAGACAUUUUCACAGAGGAGUCUAUAAUGCAUCGUUGAAGGAUAUGGAAGUGGAUAGUACCUUUUCGUCCAAUAUCCGACGGAACUUUAAUCGAGAUCGGUCUCAUAACAACGAAAGUUCAUAUCAACGUCGAAAUGGCAGCCACAACGAAACUGGGGAUGAUAAUGCCGUUUCUUCUAACAUUAUCAGAAAUAUCAAAGGAAGAAGCGUAGUUGGUGCUCAGGGUGACCAUUCUAGAUAUUUCCGUGAGGUGGAUAGAAAUCGAAAGGCCAAUUUUCGUUACUCUCCAAGACAAUGGAGUCCGAAUAAGAAACCUCGCAGAAAUUUCGAUGCUUGGCGCGACUUUCGGAAACAGAAUGGAUGGCAUUGACAGUGGGCGUUAGAGGUUGGUUGUGUUGAUGCCGGUUAGAUUCUGUUA
This is a messenger RNA of Galdieria sulphuraria, 2781 nucleotides long. Its product is annotated as histone deacetylase complex subunit Cti6. The transcript has 2 exons. The record is from RefSeq and is a predicted model, not a curated record. The coding region runs from base 124 to 2733 and encodes 869 amino acids. NCBI's taxonomy places the organism in Eukaryota, Rhodophyta, Bangiophyceae, Galdieriales, Galdieriaceae.